UCUGCUGUUGCAAUACAAAGCUGCUCGCCGUAUUGUUCGGCGGACGUGGAAAAGCAGAAACAGACAAUCCCGUCUGUGGCGAAAGGGCGGCGGUGGCUUAAAGGAAAGAGAUAAAGGGAGAGAUGGUGUCGACGUGACGGCUUCAUUCCGUGUUCACGGCCGCAAGGCUCGUUUCGGUGUGUAGCAGCCUACUUCCCAACUUUCCUGUCAUUACUGCAGCAGCCAUGGCGACCAGUGCUGUGCCAAGUGACAACCUGCCAACAUACAAGCUGGUGGUUGUGGGGGAUGGUGGCGUUGGAAAGAGUGCCCUUACCAUCCAGUUCUUCCAAAAGAUCUUUGUGCCAGAUUAUGACCCCACAAUAGAAGAUUCGUAUCUUAAGCACACAGAGAUAGAUGGACAGUGGGCAAUACUGGAUGUACUGGACACCGCUGGGCAGGAGGAGUUUAGUGCAAUGAGAGAGCAAUAUAUGAGGACUGGUGACGGCUUCCUCAUUGUCUUUUCUGUGACGGACAAAGCCAGCUUUGAACAUGUUGACAGAUUCCAUCAACUCAUACUUCGUGUUAAAGACAGGGAAGCCUUCCCCAUGGUGUUAGUGGCCAACAAAGUAGAUUUGGUUCAUUUAAGAAAGGUCACCACUGAGCAGGGCCAAGAGAUGGCUGCCAAACAUAACAUAACCUAUAUUGAAACCAGUGCCAAGGAUCCUCCAAUGAAUGUUGACAAAGCCUUUCAUGAAUUGGUCCGUGUUAUAAGACAACAGGUCCCAGAGAGAAACCAGAAGAAGAAAAAAAAGAUGAAAUGGAGAGCAGAACGUUCUACAGGCUCUCACAGGUUCCACUGCAGCAUAUUGUGACCUCCUCUAUCCUGGUGAUCAUUCCAAACAUGCGCGUACCUACACUUGUCCACGUACUUCUGGAUGUCAGGGAAUUCCCCAGCAGUAUUUAACAACUGGAGCACAAACAGGAGGUGGGGAUUUUGUUUUUUCUUCCCCUUUUUUCCAAAAAAAGGCUGGAGAACUGAACCCAAACUGUUACUCUCUGGCGCCAUUACAUCAAGUUUUGCCUUGGAAUGGGCGUCAUCCUUAAUUUAUGGUUCCAUCCAAAUGUUUUUAUAUCCCUACUUAACUGGUUCAACAGAGAACUACAACAUCCCUAAACUUUAAGAAUAAGUUUUAAUCUUGUUUAAUGUGAAAUGAGGCACACGGAUAAAGCGGUCAAAGAUGGAGAACAAAGCAAUCUCGAUGCUGGACCUUCUUGGGGAAAUGGAAGGAACACUGAGGACGUCACUCAAGAUGGUACCUUUGUAAUGGGGUUAUGGAGAUGAGUUUGUUUCAUGGAUUAACUUCACACUGCUGGUGACCACUAUUUUGGCUUGAAGAAAAGCACCUGUGUGAUGUUUAUUCUUUUCUGUUUGUGGAGUGUAUUAUAUCCUAAUGGGCUAAUGGAUUGCUAUGAUGAUGUUUGAGGGGGGGUGGAUACCAGUGAAAGUAGAUGUAUUGUGGUGUUGUCAAUGGGUAACCGCAGGUUUUGUGAGUGUACUGUGUACAUUGUGGUCAUGUGAUGCUCUGUGGUUUUGCAACAUCACAAAGGAAGAGUGUGUUGAUGCUGAUCAUCUUGUAAUCAUGGCAUCACAUCACGUUGGUGAAUCCUGUAAAUGCCAUUCACAAGGUGUAAAGGAGAGUAAUAGUAGGUGCUUUACUGUAUGUUGUUAAAGCCUAAUUUAAAGCAAC
Thalassophryne amazonica is the source of this 1727-nucleotide messenger RNA. RefSeq names its product ras-related protein M-Ras. The record is from RefSeq and is a predicted model, not a curated record. NCBI's taxonomy places the organism in Eukaryota, Metazoa, Chordata, Actinopteri, Batrachoidiformes, Batrachoididae. Gene Ontology annotation, biological process: signal transduction. Gene Ontology annotation, molecular function: GDP binding; GTPase activity; GTP binding. The transcript is spliced from 6 exons. Bases 225 to 851 code for a protein of 208 amino acids. Gene Ontology annotation, cellular component: plasma membrane.